ACUACUGUUAUAUAAAGUGUCGACACAGAGUCAACAAAAUGAUAAAUGUCCCCUUGGAAUCGACGCGUCUAUAAUAAAGUUGCGGAUUUAAAAAUUGGCGGAACUAUUAUACAUGUGCUCGGUUUUCCUCUUCGGACUAUUUAUAUAGAAGGACGUGCUUGUUUUGUGUCGCUACCGUCCUGUAUUUUUUUCUGAACUGGUCCGUGCAACUAUUAAAUUCAACUUUAUAAUAUUAAAAAAUACAUAUUUUCAACGAUGACAGAGAAAUAUGGCAGAGAACGAACUUGUUGCGUUCAGGGAGCGUUGGAAACAAGAGUUAUCGAGUAAGAAAAGGGAGCCGCGAUUGCCUUGCGUUCCUUCCUCUUCCCGAGAUGUUCGUGAUCAGUUAGGCCGGAGAGACUUAAUAAAUCUUAAAAAGGCCGAUAGUCCGUCUAAACCAGCAGAAGGUGGUUGCACUGAGGAGGAAGGAUGCGUUGACGGAGGAGAAAAACCUGCCGCUGCUGCUGCAGAGACAGAGGUUCAGCCUCAGUAUGUCUCCAUUGCAAGUAGUUUGCUGGAUGGGAGAACCAGCCCUCUGCUGGACAGAAUUCAGGAGGAGAGAACUAGGAGGAAGAGGCUGUAUGAUAACAUGACCAAUAUCUGCAGCGCAUCUUUCCAGCAGCCUCAGAGGAAGGUCAAGAAAGAAGAAGAGCUGGUAGACCAACUCAUUCAGGAUCUGAAUGAAGUCAAUGACAUUCCCUUCUUUGACAUUGAGUUACCGUACGAGAUAGCCUUGAAGAUAUUCCAGUACCUCAACUGUGCAGAGCUUGGCCGAUGUGCCCAGGUGAGCCGGGCAUGGAGAGUGCUUGCAGAGGAUGGCGCUCUGUGGUUCAAGUUGUGCGUGAGGGAGGGUUACCAUCAGGAUGCCAGCAUGUCCGACUCGCCCUGCUGGAAGAGCAUGCUGCGAGACUGCAGGAACUCGGCUAAAACUGUACGCUUCAACUGGAAGAAUCGAGUGGGAUCCAUCAGCCAGCUGCAGUUCGAGUUGGGGAAGGUGCUGUGUGACGUCAGCUCCUGUGAAAACUUCGUCUUCGCUGGGUACACGUCUGGUGAUGUGAGGCUGUGGGAUACCCUGCACUGGGACUCUACAGCUUCCUACCUGAAGGCCAACAGUCUGUCUGCUAACACUGAGCCUAGACCGCAUGUUAGUCACGUCCAGGUCAACAGCACAGUGGCUGCUGCUGCAUAUGAAGAUGGUUGUGUAGACCUGUGGAGCACAGAGACGGGUGGGGAACCCAUCCACCACUACCAGACUCCAGGGAGGAUCCAGGCUCUGGCUUUAAGCUCUGACAGCCCCGUCCUGGUCUCCGCCACUGGAUCAGAUGUUCGGCUUGACUGUGCAAAAGACUGCGGCUACUGGAGGACAGUGUGCCAGACUCAGUUACCCAAGACUGUGGAGAGCGCGACUCUGGUGUCGGGUAGGGCACAGCAAAGCCCGUUGGCAGCUCUGGCAGCUGGGGAGGCCGUGUACCUGCUGGACCCGCGGGGGGAGGAGCCAGAGUUGCUCCACUCGGUCUAUGGCCAUCCUGUUACCUGCUUGGAUGCCUCAGACUCCCAUGUUGCAUUUGGGGUGAAGCGCACAGGCUGGUCCAUGCAUGAUGGAGGGAACAAGAUCCACGUCUACAGCCUAGAGACGCUUAAACCGGCAGUUUGUGUCGGCAGCUCGCCGGGAGAUUUCACCUGCAUCAACCUGAGAGACAGCCCCCCCCAUCUGCUGGUGUGUGGAAACAAAGACAGGAGGGUGAGGGUGUUCGACUUAAGAGCCGGCUCUUCUGUGGCAUCUCUGUACGCCCACCACUUGGGCGUCACCUCGGUGCAGGCAGACGACUGGAAGAUUGUGAGCGGUGGAGGUGAAGGAUUGGUGUGUGUGUGGGAGAUGAGGAUGGCAGCGAAGCUGUGGGAGAUGCACAACAGGCAUCCUGUAAGACAUGUACGCUUCAACACCAGCACCCUAGUAACAGCCAACAUCCCUGAUGACAAGUUACCACGGGGGGCCUGCAUCACAGACGAUGACCUUACAGCUCAUCGAAGACACAGAGGAGUCAUCUGCCACUACGACUUCUCUGAGGAUGCCCUGUCCCAGGAUCACGUUCUGCCCAUCUGCAGGUCUGACUACACAGGGUCGUAUGGCUACAACUACAACAUCAACCUGACAGUGCCUUACGACAGGCUGUCAGGCUCCCAUCCUUCCCAGUGACACGCGGCUUUCCAGAGUGCAAAUGGACUUACUGUAACUGCAUCAGUUUAUUUAAUAGGUCUUUUCACUCUACUCCAAUUGAGGCUAUUAAAAAUUUAAUUUUUCUGUCAGUGUAUUAUAUGCAACUAUUGAGUCCAGCUGCCCAAGUGAAAUACAGGUUGACAGCUUUGAAAAUUAUUACUGUAAAUUAAUUUUUGUUUUCUGCCUCUUGAGUUUGAUGUAGUGCAACAUCAUAGCAAUAAAAAGUCAUUUUUACCUGAUUUACUACAGGAAUUCAUUUAGAUAUUUAAAAAAGAAAUCUUGCACAAGCGUUGGUUUGUUUCACAUGUA
This is a messenger RNA of Archocentrus centrarchus (flier cichlid), 2566 nucleotides long. It is a transcript of the gene fbxw8, whose product is annotated as F-box and WD repeat domain containing 8. Gene Ontology annotation, molecular function: protein binding. Bases 269 to 2236 code for a protein of 655 amino acids. NCBI's taxonomy places the organism in Eukaryota, Metazoa, Chordata, Actinopteri, Cichliformes, Cichlidae. The transcript has 11 exons. The record is from RefSeq and is a predicted model, not a curated record.